Molecule: messenger RNA, 674 nt
Organism: Vombatus ursinus (common wombat)
Lineage: Eukaryota; Metazoa; Chordata; Mammalia; Diprotodontia; Vombatidae
Gene: APOPT1
Product: apoptogenic 1, mitochondrial
Exons: 5
Coding region: 1-585 (194 amino acids)
Biological process (GO): intrinsic apoptotic signaling pathway
Cellular component (GO): mitochondrion
Source: RefSeq, a predicted model, not a curated record
AUGGCGGCGGCCGCUCGGGUGGGCUGGAGGCGGGGGCUCGCCUGUGCGCCCCGCCGCGGCUUCGCCUUCCACGGCCGCCGGCCCGGCCCGGAAAGAGGGCUAGAGCCCGAGGACUCGACGCAGAGCCGGGUGCCAAGAUUCUGCCCACCCAGAAAAUCUUGCAGUGAUUGGAUUGGACCCCCGGAUAGAUAUUCAAACCUUCGACCAAUCAAAUUUUACAUCCCUGAAAAUGAAUCUCCAUUGGAACAGCAGCUUAGGAAAUUAAGACAAGAAACGCAAGAAUGGAACCAACAAUACUGGGCAAACCAGAAUCAGACAUUUAGUAAGGAAAAAGAAGAAUUUAUUCACUCAAGAUUGAAAGCUCGAGGUCUGGGAUUGAAAGAUGAAACAGGUAAAAAAAUAACACUGAAUGCAGAAGAAAUGGCUGAUUUUUACAAGGAAUUCUUAAGUAAAAAUUUUGAGAAGCAUAUGUACUAUAACAGAGACUGGUACAGACGUAAUUUUACUAUCACCUUGUUCAUGGGAAGAGUGGCCUUAGAGAGGAUUUGGAGGAGGCUUGGAUUCAAACAGGUGAAGAACAAUUAGAAGCACACCUGUGUCUGCCUUCAUCAGGUCCCAGGCUGGUCAUCAGGUUCAGACUCUGGUGUGACUGUGACAUCCUGUUUACCUCGAAC